Anas platyrhynchos (mallard) is the source of this 1241-nucleotide messenger RNA. RefSeq names its product protein S100-A10. Gene Ontology annotation, molecular function: calcium-dependent protein binding; calcium ion binding. Gene Ontology annotation, cellular component: cytoplasm. The record is from RefSeq and is a predicted model, not a curated record. Lineage: Eukaryota; Metazoa; Chordata; Aves; Anseriformes; Anatidae.
GAAACUCUACAUUGGACUCAUACCUUUUGCCUCCUUUAUACAUUCAUUUGGGAACAAAAUGCUGAGCAGAAGGAAGAGAGACCCUCAGAACCAAUCAUAAACAUCUCAACAGAGAGCCUUCACCUUUUAGAUUCACCUUCACCUGUAGAUUUGCACAGAAAUCUACAACACUAUUACCAGAGGCCAAAAGAUGCAGAUACUGCAUGAUGAGUAACAGUGCAGAACUGCUACGAGAAAGAGCAAGAGGACACCAGCUGGGCAAAGCACUGCCCCACUGUCCUGCUCCAUACUGCCACUGCCCUGUUCCAUGCCGUCCCCUCCCCAAGCAGCCAUAAUGGAGCACACCAUGGAGACCCAUUUCACCUUCCACAAUUAUGCAGGAGACAAGAACCACCUGAGCAAGGAGGACCUGUGGGUGUUGAGAGAGAAGGAGUUGGUGCUGGACAAGAUCAUGAAGGACCUGGACUAGUGCCACAAUGGCAAGGUUGGCUUCCAGAGCUUCAUCUUGCUAGUGGCCGGGCUCAUCAUUACCUGCAAUGACUACUUGGUGGUGCACAGGAAACAGAAAGGCAGGAAGUGAGAGCACCUGGAUAAAUUUCUUUACUGAAAGGGUUGUGUGGCACUGGAAUAAGGUGCCCAAGGAACUGGUUGAAUCAUCAUCCCUGGAGGUAUUCAAUAAAUGUGUAGACGCAGAACAUAGGAUGGUUUAGUGUUGGACUUUAGUACUAGGUUAAAAGUUGGACUGGGUGAUCUUGGUAGUCUUUUCCAGCCUGAAUGAUUCUGUGAUUUUGCUUUCCUCCAUAUGCAACAUUUUGUCAGCCUCCACUUAUCUAAUACCUUCGCUGGUAAAGCAGGUGAUUACAAUGGAUUUAAGACCACUUAUUGUGUUGUAUCUGCAGUCCUGGUAUUCUUCAAUUGACAAUUGUUUGGAGACGUGCUUAUAUCCACUAAUAUGUAUCAUGUUCCCUAUUGGAUGAACAUGAUAAUAUGAGGGCAAGACUCUUCUUACCACUGAUAGGUCAAUGGAAACAGAGAAAGAUCUUAAACAGGCACAUUCAGUUUGUCUUUGAAAGCUCCUCUCUAAUCAUUAUUGGCAACAGGCUUUGUGAGUAGGGCAGACAGCUACAGUUCGACCCAGAGAUAGGUGGCAGACACCUAGUGUAGGUCUUCUGAAUGUGAAGGAGCUUUUGCAAGCCAAUGAGCAGAAAUGUGACAAAUGUAGGAAAAAAUAUAUAGAGAAA